UCACAGGAAUCAGGUUUACCUGCGCGGCCCCGCGGUGCACCUGUCGCGCAAAAAAAAGCUCGACUCUCCUGCGCUUCACCUGGGAUUUAUCUGCCGACCAGUCAUGUGCCAAUGAUCCUCCGCCGAACCGAAGAGUCCAAACCAACCGACCAGUCACGAUGAAGAAGGGACUGAAUUUUUUGGGUCGAAAGAACCAGUCCCUGUUCGACACCAACGUCAAAAUGAAGGACAUGGAUAAUGUGGAGCUGGUGCUGGAGUCGUCUGCGAUCCCAGAGUCAGGGACGGCCAGCGUGCGAGCCCGACCCACAGUCAAGCAUCACGCUUACUCGUCUGACAGUUUUCAAGGGUUUGCCGUCCCAACACCCAAAGUCCCUCUGCUUCCCCCCGUCAACGGUCCAAAGACCAACGGUUCAGCUCUUGGAAGUCACUUGUCCAAUGGAUCUGUUAUCUCUGUGCCCGACCUUGUGGAAGGAGAGAUUUUUGUUCCUCCUCCUCCUUCUACAGCGCCUCCACCCCCUCCAGGGACGUUCGUCCCUCCUCCACCAGACUUCAUGGGCGAUCUGAACAGUCUUCAGCCUCCUUCCAUGCCUGCACCAAAACUCCCAACACUCGCACCGUCCAUGGUGGAAGAGGACUAUUCCUUCCUAAAACCGCCACCGAUGGCUCCACCAAAGCCUCCAUCUACUUGCUCUUCCGGCUCUGGAUCAUCCAUACCCAUUUCUACUCCAUCACCAGCCAAUGUUCCUGAUCAUCCCAGGUUUGCCCCGCCACACCCCCCUGCUGAAAAGCAAAAGACUCAUAAGGUGCCACCCCCUAAGCCCAUGAGAUGGUCUUCUGUCUCCAGCCUUGACUCCCCACCACAGUCUCCUGCACCGCCUCCCCCUGUUCAGACUCCCACAUUGUCCACCUUCAAUCCCCAGAACACAGCGAAGCUGUAUAACGCUCCUAAGACCUCAAUACUAAGUGGGUAUGAGGAUCAAUCAAGGAUCGACGCAAAACGUAAGCAGAUGUUAGUCCUGGAAGACUCUGGGUCUGUUAACUCCGUCCCGGUGGUUGUCCAGGCGAAUGGGAAAGCCUCUAAAGUGGCUCCACCAACUAAACCAGUUCCCAAAGACGUACAGGAGAUAAAGGAGAACUUACAAAUCACCCAACCCUCUCAGGUACCCCAACCUGAGAUAAAGAAGGAGGCUAAAACGGAGACGGUUUCAGUAAAGCCAGAAAUACCCAAACCGGUCCAGUCUCAGCCUCAAAAGUCUCCUCAGCUUAGUGCUCAGGUGAUUUCAAAUCCCAGCAAGAGCAAACCCAAUGAAGUGCCAAGUCUGGGCCGCAGAUACAGUCCGUUACUGGAUCGUAAACUACGCCACCUGAAAGCUAAUGAAACCAGCGGGGCACGAGACGGACCGGCAGCCUCUCCGCUGGCUCUUUUAAUGGCAGCAAAGGAAAGAGACAAACAGAGAUCAACUCACCACUCUCUGUCGCGGGAAAACAGUGCCAAGAGCGACCAGUCGAGUGCAAGCAUCCACCCGAGUGACUCAAGUCCCAAUUCCUUUGUUGUGAUCCCAAGGUCUGGCUCAUCCUCUUCUCUAACAUCCACAGAAGAAAGACUCCAGGCGAGUCUGAAAUCUGUCAGUUCUGUGGAAAACACACCAACAGUUCAGACUCCAGCAAAAUCCAGAAGUCCUGAACUGAUAAAAGAACGGACGCCAUCCACCAAUCCAGCUCUUGAUAGGAUCACAGCAGCUGCAUCCCCAGCUGUGAGCAACCUGACAGAGCAGAAACAAAGUUCACAGCAAAGUCCCCUGAAGUCCCAGCCUGUGCAGCAGGAGGACAGUAAAGAGGAGCUGAAUGUGCCCUUACUCCCUCCACCACCAGAGUUUGAUGAUUUAGACGAGAUGAUGGAGCCGCCCCCGUCCAUCCUUCCCCCUGACCCUCCCAUCAAAAAGGUACCGAGACCAACCGUGAGUCUUCUCGCUCCGGCUCCAGUUCCAUCUCCUCCUCCAAAUCCUCCAAAACCUCCACCCCCGGCACCUCCCAAACUCCCACCUCCCGACUUUGAUGUCAAACCAAAGCCACAAGUCCAGACAAAACCCAAGUCAGCCCCCGCUCAGCUGCCACCCAAUCUUUCCCCCAGUCAGGCCACUCUUCUGAGCAUCUUACAAAAGAAGAUGCUGGAAAUGGACCACAAAAUGGGCCCAGCCAAGGACGCAGAGCCCAGUUCUGAUGACUGGGGCACCCCACUGUCUGAUGAGGACAAUAAAAUCCCUGUUGUGCUCAAAGCCAAACCGCCAACCAAAAGCGUCCCCGUUGUCAACAAAGCAGCAACUCUGGACAUGCGGGAGCUGGAGAAUAAAGUGGCCAGAAAAUAUCAGGAGACGGCGCCAGUCAAAGCUCCUACGAGCAACGGACCACAGUCAAAACAUCAGUACGGCAUGACUUUUACGGUUCGGCCUGGAACCAAACAGCCCAUUACACUUGUUCAUAAAGGGGAGCCGUAAGGUUCUGUGGAAAUGGGACACAUCUGCUGUACAAAGCGCACAUUGUACGUGUUUGCAUAUUUUUACAUUAGCAGGAAUUUGUACGACAGGGUAAAGGCACUUUGAACAAAUUGGUUACAUGAAUAUGGAAAGAAUGUCUCAUAACAACAGAUCUGCUCAGUUAUGAAUGACUGAGCUCACACUGUCAAAGCGUUCUCUUUUACAUUUUUAUAUAUUGUACACAUUUUUGAAGCGUCACAGUCAGGUGGACCUUUUUUUUUUAAAGACUUUUGUUUUGCUGCUGCUGUUGUUCCAGUGUAGAGCUAUAUGUUGCACAUGUUGCCUUUUAACCACAGCUUUUAAUCGAUCUUAAUUCCACUUGGGUAACGUAGAACAGUUUUGAUUGUAAAAUACAUAUUUGUUGUCGUUCGUGUUCUUUCACUGUUACAUGUACAUGAUGCAGGUCGACUGGUGCGACAGUUAAUCAGAUGAGUGCCAGAGUCCGUUUCCCAUAUUUAUUGAUCUAACAAGUGUCAGUAUACAAGUCAACUUACUUUUACAGUGAAAUCUGUCAGUAUAGUUGCAUUGCAUUGUUAUUGAUGUACAUAUGUUUGUAUAAAAUUAAAACAGAACUUGGAUGUUGUAAGAUGCAGCUCUAUGUACACGUUAAGGUUAUAUAUUCAUCGAACUGAGUUAUUCAUCUACAGCAAACGUUGCCCAACAAAUGCCCACGUGGAAAUAAAAGCAAACAGGAACUAGA
Stegastes partitus (bicolor damselfish) is the source of this 3234-nucleotide messenger RNA. RefSeq names its product proline-rich extensin-like protein EPR1. NCBI's taxonomy places the organism in Eukaryota, Metazoa, Chordata, Actinopteri, Pomacentridae. Bases 159 to 2495 code for a protein of 778 amino acids. The transcript is spliced from 5 exons. The record is from RefSeq and is a predicted model, not a curated record.